AUGGCUGCCAUUGACAAUGCCGGCGGCGACACUAGUACUGAUGUGAGUGGAUCAAACAGCAGCAACAACAACAACAAAAAUAGUACUAAGAGUACCCAUGUCGGAGCUUCCCUUCCGGUGACCGGCGUCUGUUCCAGUAUCAGCACCGGUAGCAGCAACAGCAGCGAAGAAAAGACGACGACUAAUCGGCAAAAAACCGUAGGAGGAGGAAAAAUGGUCCGGAAAAGAAUGGCUUCCGAGAUGGAAGCCGUACAGACCGCCACCACCGCCGCUGCAGAUUACCUCAGGCUCUCCCGUCGGAGCAGCACCGUGGCGACCACUUGCGCGGCCGCCACGAUGACCAUCGGGUUCUCGUUCCCGACGGUGGUAAAUGAGGGCGAUGACAACGACGACGUCGUUUUUAAUAGUAAUAAUAAUAAUAAUAUUAGUAGUAAUCAGAUGAGCAGGGUGAUGAGUUCGGUUGUUCCCAACUACUCCACUAUGCUGGCACCACCACUACUACCGCCACCAUCUCCACAGCCACAACAACAAUGUUCAACCAAUUUGACCAAUCUGACGUCAGGUGGGGUUUUAUCUUGUUCCUCCGCUUUCAUCGACCAAUCCAAUCCAAUCCAACUUCAUCAAUACAAUCAAUAUCCUCAAAGGUCUCAGCCACAGCCGCCAACUACGACUCAAUCGCCCGCCGUCUGCGGGUUCUCGGGCCUUCCGCUGUUCCCGCCGGAGACCAGCCGGGAAACCAACAGCUCUUCCGCCAACAACAAUAGUAUUCCCAGCCCGAGUAGUGGUACUUUAAGGACCACGACGACGAGUACAACUUCUUCCAUGGAGGACAACAACCACAACAAUAACAAUCACCACAACACAAAUAACAAUAAUAACUCGGCCGCCACGGCGUGGAUCGACGGGAUCAUUAAGGAUCUUAUCCAUAGUUCGAGUAAUGUCUCGAUUCCGCAGCUGAUCCAGAACGUGAGGGAUAUCAUCUUCCCUUGUAACCCCAACCUCGCCACCCUCCUCGAGUACCGUCUCCGCUCUAUAAUAUCCGAGUCAACCGCUCCUCCUUUGAUGUCCAACCUCCCCAUUACGACGUCGUCUCCGUCGCCGUCUUCUCAACCGACUUUUGGCCCCGACCACAUGUACUUGCACUGGGGAGGAACGGUAGGUGCCGGAGUAAUUCCCACGAUUCUUCCUCCGGCCGUGGAAGAAGUCCAUAACCAACACCAACACCAACAACAAGAACAAGAGAAUUCUUCUCCCAAGAUGGAAGAAGUGAUUACAACGACCGCGACCACGGCCACAAUCACGACACCACCUUCAAAUCAAGCACUACUAAUUAGAGAGAAGAAAGAGGAGUUGCGGCAGCAGAAGCGGGACGAGGAGGGGCUCCACCUCCUGACCCUCCUCCUCCAAUGCGCGGAGGCCGUCUCGGCCGACAACUUUGACGAGGCGAACAAAAUCCUCCUCGAGAUCUCGGAGCUGUCAACGCCAUUCGGGACGUCGGCGCAGCGCGUGGCGGCCUACUUCUCGGAGGCGAUGUCGGCCCGGCUGGUCAGCUCCUGCCUGGGGAUAUACGCGGCCCUCCCGGCCACCUCAAUUCCCAUCAUCCACACCCAAAAGAUGGCCUCCGCAUUCCAAGUCUUCAACGGGAUAAGCCCGUUCGUGAAAUUCUCCCACUUCACCGCCAACCAAGCAAUACAAGAGGCUUUUGAGAGGGAGGAGAGAGUUCACAUAAUUGAUCUCGACAUCAUGCAAGGGCUGCAAUGGCCGGGGCUGUUCCACAUCCUGGCUUCGAGGCCCGGAGGCCCACCGUACGUGAGGCUGACGGGGCUGGGGACGUCCAUGGAGGCCCUGGAGGCCACCGGUAAGCGGCUUUCGGACUUCGCCGAUAAGCUCGGCUUGCCGUUCGAGUUCUUUCCGGUGGCUGAGAAGGUCGGGAAUUUGGACCCUGAGCGGCUCAAUGUCAGCAAGAGGGAGGCUGUUGCUGUGCACUGGCUGCAGCAUUCUCUUUACGAUGUCACUGGGUCUGAUACCAACACGCUCUGGCUUUUGCAGAGAUUGGCACCGAAGGUGGUGACCGUUGUAGAGCAGGAUUUGAGCCACGCGGGGUCGUUCUUGGGGAGGUUUGUGGAAGCAAUACACUACUACUCGGCGCUGUUCGACUCGCUGGGGGCGAGCUACGGGGAGGAGAGUGAGGAGAGGCAUGUGGUGGAGCAGCAGCUGCUGUCGAGGGAGAUAAGGAACGUGCUGGCAGUGGGAGGCCCCGCGAGGAGCGGGGAUGUCAAGUUCCACAACUGGAGGGAGAAGCUGCAGCAGUCGGGCUUCCGCGGCAUUUCCCUCGCAGGAAACGCCGCCACGCAGGCCACGCUGCUCCUCGGCAUGUUUCCUUCGGACGGAUACACGUUGGUGGAGGACAAUGGCACACUCAAGCUUGGCUGGAAGGACCUGUGCUUGCUCACUGCUUCUGCUUGGAGGCCUGCAGCAUUUCAUGCCACUGCUGCAACUCUUCACUAUUAAUUAUAUGUCAUGAUCUCAAGCACUGAGAGUUGCUGUUUUCACAUUUUGUCUUUUUUUUUUUCCAUCAAAUCAAGGUGCAUGAUCAAUAUGUUCUUUACAGUUACCAAUAUGAGAAAAAUACUUGCCAGGGUAGAGCUAGAAACUGGGAGGUAUAAGCUGUUAUUGGUAGGCUCCUGAUCAGUUUGAGUAUGCAUUUUGUCUGCAAUCACCUUUCAUGAGCCGGCCAAUCUUAGUCUUCCAGCUUCCCCCUUCUGUGUACGUCGGUUUUUACUAUUUGUUUAUUCAUUUUUUCCUGUUGCAAUUUACUUGUUUCGUUAGAAG
Morus notabilis is the source of this 2832-nucleotide messenger RNA. Its product is annotated as protein SCARECROW. Lineage: Eukaryota; Viridiplantae; Streptophyta; Magnoliopsida; Rosales; Moraceae. Gene Ontology annotation, biological process: radial pattern formation; asymmetric cell division; maintenance of protein location in nucleus. Gene Ontology annotation, molecular function: DNA-binding transcription factor activity; sequence-specific DNA binding. Gene Ontology annotation, cellular component: nucleus. The record is from RefSeq and is a predicted model, not a curated record. The coding region runs from base 1 to 2511 and encodes 836 amino acids. The transcript is spliced from 2 exons.